UGCCAGUUGGAAUAGGACCCAGGGUCUUUUUUCCAAUAAUUCACCACACAGCAAAAAUGUUGGGCAUGCAAACUGGGUUCUUCUCUACGCUUAGAGUAGCCACACAGACCGCAACGUCAUGCUUGUCUCGACCCUCCCUCGUCUCCAACGUGAAUCGCAACCUAGCACCUCUCAUUGCAACACGAUUCCAUUCCAAUCUCGCCCCACGACGUACCAAAUACCGCAAAGCACAAAAGGGCAAAGUCCCACUACCCACUGGUGGUUCGACCAAGGGAACCACUGUUGAAUUUGGAGACUACGGAUUGCGAGUGAAGGAGGGUACUCGUUUGUCAGCUAAACAAAUAACCGCCGCCUAUGAUACCAUUCGACGCAAAAUCAAGCCUGUCAAAGGUUCACAACUCUGGAUGCGUGUGUUCCCCGAUAUCCCUGUUUCCAGCAAGGGUAAUGAAGUUCGUAUGGGUAAAGGAAAAGGUUCCAAUGAUUACUGGGCUUGCCGAGUACCAUUGAACCGUGUUGUCUUUGAAAUUGCUGGUAUGCGCAAGGAAAUCGCUAAAGAAGCCUUACGAUUGGCAAGCGACAAGCUCCCUGUCAGAACCGAGUUCAUUGAACGCAACGCAAAACCUGUUAUCGGUGCUGGUUUUGUUACCCCUGUUCCCGCUAGACUUCAACCAGCCGCUAAACCAGUUAUUCCUGAAGUACAAGCAUAAGAAAAGAGGCGGUUGCGCAAGGCAAAGAAAAGAAAAGCUAUAAAAAACCCAAAUGACAACAAAAAUUGGAAGGCUAGAGCAUCUUCAUCCUGUAAUAUUAAUAGACAAAGUCCACAAUAAACCCUUGUUUUCUCAAUUUCAGAAGGGAGCAUAAUGUUCAUUGUUGUAUUUGAGAAAUCCCCCA
Umbelopsis ramanniana AG is the source of this 891-nucleotide messenger RNA. RefSeq lists its product as uncharacterized. The record is from RefSeq and is a predicted model, not a curated record. The transcript has a single exon. Gene Ontology annotation, molecular function: structural constituent of ribosome; rRNA binding. NCBI's taxonomy places the organism in Eukaryota, Fungi, Mucoromycota, Umbelopsidomycetes, Umbelopsidales, Umbelopsidaceae. Gene Ontology annotation, biological process: mitochondrial translation. The coding region runs from base 57 to 707 and encodes 216 amino acids. Gene Ontology annotation, cellular component: ribosome; mitochondrial large ribosomal subunit.